Babesia bovis T2Bo is the source of this 919-nucleotide messenger RNA. RefSeq lists its product as uncharacterized. Bases 143 to 913 code for a protein of 256 amino acids. NCBI's taxonomy places the organism in Eukaryota, Apicomplexa, Aconoidasida, Piroplasmida, Babesiidae. The record is from RefSeq and is a predicted model, not a curated record. The transcript has 6 exons.
CACCUAGGCUGGUGUAGCGGUAACUAAUAUGUGAAAGCAUUUCAUUAUGCAGUGCGCGUUGCUACCGCGAGACUUUAGAUGUGUUAUGCCCAGACCUAAUUGGUAGUCAUAUUGACCCAGUACUACACCAAAAGCAUUCUAAAUGUACAUUAUAUACAGUAAUCUAACGGAUGAUUAUACUUGUACGCGCGAUUCUCAACGUGCGCGCUCGCCGCCACGGAAAUUACGUGUUAAGAGUGCAAUCCGGCAUCAAUGCCAGGAAGAUGUGAGACGCCUGCUGGAAAUUGUAACAAUCAAUGAAGAUGCUGUUGAGUGCGCGCACUGCAAAACUCCGCUGGUACCAACGUCUAUAUUCGAGUUCAAGAGCCUACGCUUUGCAUGCCAACUAUGCACGAAGACUUGUUGUGUACUAUGCAAAAAUGCAGUAAAGCUCCUAGGGCCAACUGAGUACAGAGCGGGUCUUAACGCUGUAGUAUGCCCGCCAUGUAACGACUAUAUCCUGCAUAUCCGCUCUAGAGUUUUCAAGGAGCCUGCAGAGCAUGAGUUCCAUGCAAUAUUGGACGACUUCGAACGUGUAAUAGGGAUACAUAAACGUAUUAGCGGGUUGUUGUACCAGCUGCAGGGAUACCAGAAUCUAUGCUCCAUCCACAAACAGUUGGAUGAACCCUUGCCACCCGGUACCACAGACAAGAUAAACGAACUGCUACUAGAAGUGAUACAACAACGCAAGUUAGUAACUGAAACCAAGAACGCACUACUAGACAAUAAGGCCAAUGCGCCUAAAAAUUCAGCUAUCUGCAACAGUAUCAAACACAGCCUGCUGUCACUGUCCAAGAGCAUACUCUACCAAAGUAUACCAAAGAUUAACGAGGUUAUUUGGAACCUAGAAAGGUAUGGACGUGGAAAUAGUUAAAAUAUG